AAAAUAUAAAGAAAUAAAAGCUAAAUUCAAGAGUAAUAAAGAAGAGUAUAAGCAACUAAAUCUAAUAUUAGAAGAAGUACUAAUAAAAAAAGCAAAUAAAAUGAAUAGUGAUAAGCAAAAAGAGAUGCAAAGAGUAGAAAGCCAGAAUACAAAUAAAAAAGAAAGAGAAAAGCAAGCAAAAAUAAAACUAGAAGAAAUAGAGAGAAAAAGAGAUGAAUUAAGAGAAGAACAAGCUAAGAUCCAAAUAAACUAG
Scutellospora calospora is the source of this 253-nucleotide messenger RNA. The record is from the annotation of a GenBank genome assembly. NCBI's taxonomy places the organism in Eukaryota, Fungi, Glomeromycota, Glomeromycetes, Diversisporales, Gigasporaceae.